AUGGGAUGAAUACAGGCGAGCAAGAGGGUAGGUUCGAAGGUGCAUGCACAGAAGGCAAUAGGAACUAAGGAGAUUGAUCAUGAGGACCUGAUUCAGCUGGUGAAUGAUUUUUUAAUGACUGAUUUAAAAUCAAGAAAUCAAAAAGAGAAAGCUAUUAAUAAAGUACGAAUCAAACACAGCAGGAGAAUUAUCCAGUCCCUUGAAAUAUGGACUGAGAACUUCCUCCCUACCAUUCGCGAAUAUAAACUCCCUGAAAUUCCUGAAAUCCAGGUGAGAGUUACCUCAGACUUGGACAGGAACGGAUCUGACACAAAAGAAAAGGAUGUUGAUUAUUAUGAGGAUAUUCAAGAGUUCUUGGAAUCAUCACUGGAGAAAGAAAUGCGAUCAUUUCGAAUCUUUAAUGAAACCCCAAAAAUACAGGAGUUCACGAUUGUCAAGAAGCCUAUCUUAAAACUAGCUCCUAAGCUAUAAAAUACUCAUUUGGCUUUACGUACUUUAGCUUCAAUGAAAAAGACUUCAUAGAUGUUUUGGAGAAUUUCCACUCAGUGCACCACAUAGAUUUGUUUCGGAACAAACUAACUGGGUUCAGUGAGGAAAAGAAGGAAAUCAGUGAUGUCACAGCACUUGACGAUGACUCAAAGCCAAAGUACAGGUUAGAUCCUGAGCUAAUCUUCGAGAUCAAAGGUAUUGAUUUGCGGUGCUGCCUCGGCUUGAACAUGCACAAGUUUCAAAUAAUCAUUCAGAUCCUCUCUCAGAGUGAGUCUCUGAAAGAGACUCUUGAAUACAUAUGGAUUGAAGGAUGAAAAGUUGACCUCAUAAAGGCCCAGAUGAUGCUGAUCCAAAAGGGAAUCAAUGUUG
Molecule: messenger RNA, 858 nt
Organism: Moneuplotes crassus
Lineage: Eukaryota; Ciliophora; Spirotrichea; Euplotida; Euplotidae
Source: the annotation of a GenBank genome assembly